AGACGCACGGAUGCUGAGCACUUGUGCUGCCUGACUUGCUGCAGGGACGGGCAGCAUUACUCUUCGCUUCAGGGCAUGUGCGUACCAGCUGCUUUAAUCGAAGCUGAACCGCCCCACCACCCCACCACGGAGGGGGACACCAACACCUCGGCCACUCACUGCCUGGAGCACUGGGUCGAGCCCCGGUUCACAAAAGCAGCAAAGGUGCGUGUGGCCAUCACAGCCGUCUUCUUCUUGCUGGCAGCGUGCAGCAAUACAGCAGUGCUGGGCAGCCUGCUGAGGAAGAGGAGGAAGUGCCACGUGCGGCCACUGAUCCUCAGCCUGGCGCUGGCUGACCUGCUGGUGACAGUGGCAGUGAUGCCCUUGGAUGCGGCGUGGAAUGUGACGGUGCAGUGGUAUGGUGGAGACCUUUCCUGCAAGCUCCUCAACUUCCUCAAGCUCUUUGCCAUGUAUGCAGCAGCCCUGGUGCUGGUGGUUAUCAGCCUGGACCGGCAUGCUGCCGUCCUCCAGCCCUUCGCCCGUGCCCGACGCCGCAAUGGGCUGCUGCUGCGUGCUGCAUGGCUGGGCAGUGUGCUGCUAGCAUCACCCCAGCUAUUUCUCUUCCACGUGCACACGGUCCCAGGAGGGAACUUCACACAGUGCGUUACUCACGGCAGCUUCCGAGCACACUGGGAAGAAACCGUCUACAACAUGUUCACCUUCACCACCCUCUAUAUCACCCCCCUGAGCAUCAUGAUUGUUUGCUACGUCCGAAUCAUUUGGGAGAUCAGUAAGCAGCUAAAGAUCAACAAAAGUCUGGUAAGAAGUCAAAAUGACCACAUCUCCAAGGCACGCAUGAAGACUCUCAAGAUGACCAUUGUGAUUGUUGCCAGCUUCAUCAUCUGCUGGACCCCGUACUACCUCCUAGGCUUGUGGUACUGGUUCCAUCCAGCCAUGAUCCAGAGGAUGCCCGAGUACAUCAACCACAGCUUCUUUCUCUUUGGUUUGCUGCACACAUGCACCGACCCCAUCAUUUAUGGACUGUACACCCCCUCGUUUCGGGAGGACGUGCAACUGUGUCUCAGGGGCAUUGAAGCAGCCAUUAGCCGGCAUGUGAGACACAAACCCAUCUCAGUCUCAGAGAAGACCACCAAGGAUGGGGAUGUCAAUGGCCAGGUGACAUCAGGUGGCUCCAAUGGGACAACCGUUAACACGGUGUGCUGAAGAGAUGUACCCAAAAGGAGACUAGAAGUGCAGCAUCAGGGACUGCUUUGUCUGAGAGGAUGAUUUUGGAGACAAGUUCACUGACUGACUGUGGUGAGGGUGGGCGUAUAGCCAGAAACCAUGAACAUUACUCCUGCCUGUACUCAGAGUGAAUCCUCAGGUUGGAGCUACUCUCCCACCCAGCACAAGGAAGAUGCUAGAGGGGCUGAGCUUCAUUCAUUAGAGCCUGACAAGCCUGAGGUCUUGUCCACUCUUCACCUCACUAUGGCAUCCAAAGCAGUUUUGGGGUCAUUGCACGACUCCCUUCUACCCUUCUCCUCUCAAGCUGCCUCCAUAGGGAGGGAUGAGAUGCUGUGGGGAUGGAGAGGAACAAGAAUGAUAGAGCUGUAGUGGGCUGAGAUAGGGUUGGAAGGGACACAGUAGUGUCUCUUCUCAUGCAGGGGUGGUAUGGAUAUGUCCUUACGUAGCAACAAUCUGGGACACAGAGGUAACCAGGAGUGAGUAUUUGGGUAACCAAAGGGGGAGAACAAGACCUGCUGCUGCCUAGUCUCUCCCAACUGGCAAGACUCGCACCAGGCUGCAACUGUCAUCUUGCACAUGGUAACAGAACAAAACCCACCUUUUCUCCUCCCUGCUUUCCCCGUUAUCACUUGUUCAUGUUUGCUUUGUCCUAACACCCACACCUUGCUUCUGCCCCAAUCAGAGUGCAUGCAGCCAGGUGCAGCUGAUGACCCUGUGCUCCUAACGAGGACUGUGAUGGGAAACACCUGUGGGUGGAAGGCUCAUCAGCUGCUGUGGGUGCCAGCUGGGUGCUGAUAGCCUUUAAAUACACAGCACAGAGAAGAGAAGCUGCUAGAAAGGUCAGGGUGGAGGAAGGAAGGAGUUGGCUGAGCUCUGGUGAGUAAAAUGGUUGUUUAUUUUAUUUUAUUUUAUUUUUUGCCUUUUUACCAACUUACCAGAAGUUUGUGGAGUUGGAGGUCUUUGUCUUUAGGCCUGUGUUGAAGAUGUGAGUUUAUUCAGCUGUGUUGUUAUCUUCUAUGCACUUAGGGAUGAUUGAUUACUUCUUUGUGAUAUGCUCAUUGUUGUUAAAUGGUUUUUUUUUGCUUGUUUGUUUUGUUUUUGAAGGCAGCUUAUUUGGAGUUGAGUGGAAUUCUUUGGGGUUGCUUGUUGGCUGUUUUUUGUUGCGUGAAAUCCUUGGGCCAUUGAGGUGUUCUGGAUUUGUCAGGAGGCAGUUCCCUGAGUGUUUUUGUGACUACUGUAGCUUUGAAUGGGCACCUGGGCUUUAUCACCAUGAACAUACUAAUAAGACUCUUGACUUGUUGUGGCUGUGAAUGUGUGUGGGGGAAUCAGAGAUCCCCCAGGAAAGCAAAUAUCCUUUGGGAAGCCUGGAGUGAUGAAUCCAUGUUGGUCAGAAAGGACCUGGACUGGUCCCCCAGUGCCCAGCUCACAAAAACCUGGCAGGGUUUAAGCUAAAGGAGUGGUGUGGUGUUUGCUGAGCAGCUGCGGUGCCUAGGGUGAUACCAGGCUGGGGACAGGUGUUGAGUAUUUGCCUUUCCCUAUGCUAAGCAUUGUCUCUGUUAACUGCCCAAGGCAGGGAGGGGGGAAAAAAAAUCAAUCGAAGCUACAGGAGCCCAGUCUGGCUAACUGGGAUUAAUUUGAGCCCUUCAGAAAGCAUCCAAGCUCUAACGAGAUGUGUAAUUGCCAUUUGGUUUUCCUGGGCUCACUCCACUCAAGGUUAAUUAUGCAAUGCUAACGGAGCAGGGCUUGCUGGUGCCAGACUGCCUUGGUUUGGCUGGUGCCAGUAGGAGUUUCUUCAAAGGCAUUGGGAAUGGGUUCUAGUGGGGAAGGUAACUUGCUAAUCAGACCCUCCUUUAGCAACCCUGUCUGCAGCAGGGGCUUGGAACUAGAUGAACUCUAAGGUCCAUGCCAACUUAUGCCAUUCUAUGAUUCUUAUUGGUCCUGCUGUAUGGCUGAAGAUCCCUAUGGGGAGAGAAGUGUGUUGGUUGUUUGGUGAGCCUUGAAUUGGUGGUGAAGUGCCUUUAAUCUCUUAAAGACAUUCUUCCAUGAAUUUCUGUUAAGUGGGAGCAAAUGUGUCCAGACUUAUUCAUAUCUAAGGCUGCUUGUUCACUCCUGUAUGGUGUUAGGAGAGCUUGAAGGCCUCUAAGAAGUUUUUUCCCUUUUGGGAGGGACUUGUCACCUUUAUGACCUAUAGGUACGGUGGGAGAGCAGAAAGUGUUUGGGCUUUGAGAUAUUUGUAAGGAAUUAUUUCCUAUGAGGGUGGUGAGGCAUUGAGAGAGGAUGCACAGAGAAGCUGUGGCAGCCCCAUCCCUGGAGGUGCUUAAGGCCAGGUUGGGUGAGGCUUUGAGCAGCUGGUGAAAAGUGUCCCUGCUCAUACUGGGGGGUUUAAACUAGAUAAUCUGAAAGCUCCAUUUCAACCCAAACCACUUGGUGAUUCUAUGAACCAUAGCACAAUAGGAAAAUUCUCCUUGGGAUGCUGGGGAGGACACAUACCUCAGUCCUUGGGGCAUGGUCCCCAGGAUGCAUGUGGGCACUUUGUGCAUGCUGUGUGUUAUUCCCUAUUGCCUCCUUUCUCUGGUGCUCAAGGCUGACAUUUUGGCAAGCCCAGAGGGUGGGCAGCAUGCCCAAAGUGACAGCUUUCAUGAUAGAAAGGGAAAUGUCACUGGGGGAGUGUGCUGCCAAGCAGUGUCCUGCUCCUCCUUGCCCCACGUGCUUCUGCUUUCUGCCCUGGUUCCCUGCCUGCCUGCAUGGCCUCUGCUGUGGCACUGAGGGACAUGGCCCAGUGGGCAUGGUGGGGGUGGGUUGAUGGUUGCACUUGAUGACCUUUGGAGGUCUUUUCCACCCUUAACGUUUCUAUGAUUCUAACCCACUGCUUCAGACACAGAAUUUCUUUGUUCAGGAGGAAGCUCUCAUUCGUUUUCCAUUAGCAUUUUUAUAGCACUGUGUGUUCAAAGAGCCACACAAGUGGCUUAAGAGCUUACCGUGAACCUCAGGUUAAUUCACAAUAUUGUUGGUUACUCAGCACAACACUCACAUUAAUUCAGCUGACUGCAUCUCACCACGUUGGGAAGCACAUGCUGAAAUCAGCAGGGAGCUCAGAAAACAAGCACGAGAGUCGGGUAUUAAGUAUUUUGCUGGCCCACUAAGGUAGAAUGCAUUUAUUUUCCCAUUGCCUUUGAGAUCAGCAGUCCCAAAUGGGACUCUAGAGUUCUGGAGAGUCACCAGGACACCAGCGCAUGGUUCCCUGCCUGCAGCUCCUCUCUCCUGUGGGUCUGGGUCAAACCUGAGAGUGGAAAAAUCCACUUCUGGUUUAAAGCCAAACAAAAGCCCAGCCAGACAUUGGGAGAUAGUGCUGAGUGGCCACUAUGCAUUAAUUCCUUCUGCUUAUCCUUCACAAAAUUCCCUAUGCAAAGGAGCCUUCAAACAGUGCUGUGUUUCUUCCCAUCUGUUCCUUCUGCCUGGCUGGUGGGCUCCCAGGUCUGUGCCUUUCCCUGCAGCAAAGCAACCAUCCAUCAAACAACUGCUGCUUCACCACCUCCUUCUCCAAAGGGCCCGAGAUAUCCCAUCUGUUCCCAAAGAUGUUUCAUUUGCAGGCACACACCGAGGCUCUUACCAACACAAUACCCUCCAGAAAGUACCAAAUAGCUUUAGGAUUUCUGCCUGGCAUCCUACCUACCUUAAACCCAUGGCACAAUAAAGAUCACGUGUUGAGAUAGACCAGAAGCAGGCAAAAAAAUCUCAGAAACACAGUGCACGCUUGUUUCAAUCCACGUUCCUGGAUUGAAAUAUCCAGCUACUGUAGUUGAAUCUGUUGUGCAAUAAAUUGUUGGUUAAUGUAUACUUUAAUUGCAGAUCAGUGCUAUAAUUAGCACGUAUGUUUUGUGGGCUGUGGCAAUGCAGUGUGCUGAACCAGUGGGCAUUAUUAAUGGACUGUAAAAGGCAAUGGGGAAUUGGACUAUAAUGUUCUUGUUUUGCAAGCUGUAUGGUGAAUAAAUAAAUUGGUCCUGGCAGCAAAA
This is a messenger RNA of Gallus gallus (chicken), 5237 nucleotides long. RefSeq names its product gonadotropin releasing hormone receptor (gene GNRHR2). Bases 76 to 1203 code for a protein of 375 amino acids. Gene Ontology annotation, biological process: G protein-coupled receptor signaling pathway. Gene Ontology annotation, cellular component: membrane. NCBI's taxonomy places the organism in Eukaryota, Metazoa, Chordata, Aves, Galliformes, Phasianidae. The record is from RefSeq and is marked validated. Gene Ontology annotation, molecular function: gonadotropin-releasing hormone receptor activity; peptide binding. The transcript is spliced from 4 exons.